Molecule: messenger RNA, 2793 nt
Organism: Ostreococcus tauri
Lineage: Eukaryota; Viridiplantae; Chlorophyta; Mamiellophyceae; Mamiellales; Bathycoccaceae
Product: unnamed product
Exons: 1
Coding region: 1-2793 (930 amino acids)
Cellular component (GO): plasma membrane
Molecular function (GO): calcium-activated cation channel activity
Source: RefSeq, a predicted model, not a curated record
AUGGACGCCGCGGACCCCGAUCUCGCGUCCGCGCGCGAGUUCCAGGUCGCCCUCGACGCCGUGCGCGUCUCCGGCGCGAGCGCGCGGGAGGGCGCGACGGGCGAACGAACGCCGACGCACGCGUCGAGCUUCGAUGCGUUUCGAGAUUUUGUCGCGACGCGAGGCGACCUGACGCGCGCGCUCGCCGUGGGCGCGCGCGCGAGGGUGUACGAGGUGGACGUGGACUCGAGGACGGGGGUCGUGCGAGCGUCCGAUCGACGAUUCAACGCGCUGGCGUCGCAUCGAUCGAUCGGGGCGUCGAACGUGUCGCUGGCGCUGUACCUGGACAGCGCGAUGCACUUUGGGUUUCUGAUGUUGAUCCUGUGCGCGGUGUCGAUGUACUCGAUGGUGAAGAAUGUGAGCGAUGAAAAGUUCACGUCGAGCUACGAGAUCAGGGGUUGGAAUGGGACGGUUACGUGCGAGCGGAGUUACGACACGAGCGGACUGGUGCUGAGCCUGAGUCAGGGGUCGCGGUGCGCGAUCGGGGCGCAGGAGAGCUAUUAUAACUGCCCGAUGGCGUGUAGUUACGCGGAUACGAGCGGGACGUUCGAUCCCACCAACGCGUGCUCGACGCACUAUCCGUGCACGCUGAAGAAUUUGCUGACAGACGCGCAGGACGCUUUGUGCUGCGAACCGCAGUUGUUGAACAACAACGCGGGUGCGCCGGAGGAGUUUCAGGCCAUCUCGAUCGUGGUCACGAUUGUGUUUUUGUUGUUCGAUUUCGUGUACUCGAGAAAUCGUCGAACGGUGUCGGACAUCGUGAUAGAGAGCACGGUGACGACGGGCGAUUACUCGGUCAUCGUCUCUGGGCUAGGAAAACGAAACGAAUGGACGCGAGAACAGCUCGCAAAGUGGUUCGCGCACUACGGGGAAGUUGUCUCGGUAUGUCAUCUCACGAACACCGCAGGUAUCGUCGCCUUGGAGAAGAAAAUUCAAAAAUUAGUAAAGAUAAAAAACGAAAUAGACGCUACGCUGAGCACUCACGAGUUGGCGGACGAGGAGGUUGAUGCGCCCACCAGAGCGCGACGAUUUUUGUUUCGCAUGAUCGUGCUGAGAGGUAUGAAACCGACGCUUGAGAAUUCAGAGAAACUUCGGACAGAGAUUGAAAAGCUUCAGCAGAAGCUCAUCUCCUUGCCCGAGUACGGCAACUUCAACACGGGCACCGCGAUAGUGACCUUCAACUACGAGCAGCACGCGCUGAAUUGUAUCGCCGAUCAUUGCAGUGACGCCAGCGAGCUAAUGCUGGCCAAGGCCACGCGAAAGUUUCCACCCGACUUCUACGGUCGCCGACUCAUCGUCGCUCGCGCACCGGAGCCGAGCGACAUCAACUGGCAGAAUCUACGCAGUCGGAACCAUGCGUGGGAGAACGCAGUAAUCUGGAUUUCCACAAAGCUGAUCCUCGCCGUGGCGAUCGCCGCUGGCGGUGGCUUGCAGUAUCUGUUUGAAUACUUGCGAAGCAAACAAUUCGAUAAACUGAGCGACGAACUCACGAUUUCCUCAUCGUACUCUACGUCCACUUACAUAAAACUUCAACUCAUGGCGUCGGCGACGUCGUUGGUUGUCGUGUCGAUCAACUUUGCGCUCGAUACACUCACGGUCAGGCUGUCCGAUUGGGAGGUGUAUAACACACAAACGUCGAAAACAAACUGGCUCAUGGCGCAGCUUACGAUCGUUAACUUGGUCAACUAUGUCAUCAUUCCGAUCGUCUCCAACAGAUGCUCCAACACGGCAGAUGGCGUUUGCAACUGGUACGUUCCCGGUGGCUUCAUCGAAGUAGCGUUUUACAUGCAAGUGUUCAACGUCAUCGCGAUGCCGUUCCGAAUAUUCACUCCGAAUAGCGUCAUCCGUCGAGAUGUACUCGCGCCGUUAGCGAAAACUCUGCAAGUGCAAGUGGAUCUCGUCAAUCCGCCGGAUUUUGGAAUGGCGAGGUCGUACGCAGAGCUUUUGAAGACUGUUGGUUUCGCUGCAAUUUACGCUCCCGCUCUUCCGGCGAGCUACAUCGUCGGGUUCGUCGGAGUAUUCGUACUUUACUGGUGCAAAAAGUUUCAAGGUCUAUACAUCGCGCGAGCUCCUCCAAAGCUUCGCGCAGAUGCGUUUGGAAUAACCGCGACGGCGAGGAUAAUCAACCUGCUGCAGAUCAUCAUCGGCUGCACCGUGUUUUACCGUUUCGACGCGGGAAUCGACAACACGCUGUGGGCUAAUCUCGGCAUUUGGGCUGUCGGUAUCAUUCCUAUUCGCACCAUAAUGAAGUUAUUUUUUGUGGCUCAGGCUACGAGGGCGGCCUCCACGAACAACGUGUCGUUUGAGAAAAACUUGGGUAUGCACAUCGGCGGUGAGGUGCGAUCACCAAAGGCUGAUGAUGCUCUGCGAUCGUCUGCCACGAUCCCUCGCGAACGCGGAGACGUGGCCACGGCCGAAACACGAGCACAGCAAGUCCGUAACGCGUUUGUGUGUCGAAUGUACAGAUGUGAACCGGAGGAUUUGGAAGAGAGGGUCAAACUGUUGAUGUACUACCCUGACGUGCCGACGCACGCCACUCCGGAACAGCUCGAGGGGUUGUUGAAGAAGUAUGAGCCGUUACAAAAAAUUGAGCGUGCGAACACGGCGUAUCUCGAACGACAGACGGCGGCAACUGGCGGCGAACACGCGCGACCGCCUGAUAAUAAGCACGCGAAGGCAAAGCUAGACAUCCUGGCAUCGUUCCAGCGAAGACAACGCGCUUCGCAAGCUGACGAAGAGGACAAAAUACAAUAG